Balaenoptera ricei (Rice's whale) is the source of this 966-nucleotide messenger RNA. Its product is annotated as folate receptor alpha-like. The record is from RefSeq and is a predicted model, not a curated record. Gene Ontology annotation, biological process: fusion of sperm to egg plasma membrane involved in single fertilization; cell adhesion; sperm-egg recognition. The coding region runs from base 92 to 847 and encodes 251 amino acids. Gene Ontology annotation, cellular component: external side of plasma membrane. Gene Ontology annotation, molecular function: signaling receptor activity. The transcript has 5 exons. NCBI's taxonomy places the organism in Eukaryota, Metazoa, Chordata, Mammalia, Artiodactyla, Balaenopteridae.
CUUCUGUCCCCUAGAGUGAGGCAAGGGGGACUGCAGAGCAGAGCAGAAGCCUGAGCCAGACCGAGAGCCUCCUCUUCUCCCAGGGACAAGCAUGGCCUGGAAGACAACGUGGCUACUGUUCCUUGUGGUAGGGGCGGCUGCCGUAUGGACAGCCCGGCCCAGGACUGAGCUUCUCAAUGUCUGCAUGAAUGCCAAGCACCAUAAGGAAAAGCCAGGUCCCGAGGACAAGCUACAUGAGCAGUGCAGUCCCUGGAAGAAGAACGCCUGCUGCUCCGUUAACACCAGCCGAGAAGCCCAUAAGGAUAUUUCCUACCUGUACAGAUUCAACUGGGAUCACUGUGGCAAGAUGGAGCCCGCCUGCAAGCGCCACUUUAUUCAGGACACCUGCCUCUACGAGUGCUCACCUAACCUGGGGCCCUGGAUCCAGCAGGUGAACCAGAGCUGGCGCAAAGAGCGGGUCCUGAACGUGCCCCUCUGCAAAGAGGACUGUCAGAUCUGGUGGGAAGACUGCCGCACCUCCUACACCUGCAAGACCAACUGGCACAAGGGCUGGAACUGGACCUCAGGGUAUAACCAGUGCCCAGUGAGAACUGCCUGCCACCGCUUUGACUUCUACUUCCCCACGUCUGCUGCUCUGUGCAAUGAAAUCUGGAGUCACUCCUACAAAGUCAGCAACUAUGGCCGGGGCAGCGGCCGCUGCAUCCAGAUGUGGUUCGACCCGGCCCAGGGCAACCCCAACGAGGAGGUGGCGAGGUUCUAUGCUGAGACCAUGAGUGGGGCUGGGCUCCGUGAGGCCUGGCCUCUGCGUUUCGGCCUGGUCCUAAUGUUGCUCUGGCUGCUCAACUGAGCUCCUUUUAUUUUCUGAUACCUGGACAUCUCUGCCCUGUUAAGACCCACAGCUCCCAAUUAGUCAGUUUCUGUUCCUUGGUGGGAACUCUGACUGUUUGAAUAAAACCAGACACCCCA